AUGUCCUUAUCUAUCGGAGAGUUGGAGGAUGAAAUUCAAGAAUUUAAAAUUGAUAAAGAGGCUUUGGAGUUUGGAGAGACGAUAGGAAAGGGCGGAUUUGGCUUUGUCAGCAAAGGAACCUACGAAGGAGAAGUAUGUGCCAUCAAACAACUCUUCAUUCCCGAGAAUGCUCGUACACCACGAAGUCGAAUCGGUCUUGCAAGCAUUGCUUCCGAAGAUGAUGAAUUAUGGCGAGAGACUCUCAAUGAAAUUGCAGUCAUGCUUCGAGUUCAACAUUCCAAUAUUUUGAAUUUAUAUGGAUGGAGCACAGAUCCAAAUUGUGUUUAUUUAGUGAUGGAAUUUAUGCCUUUUUCACUUCACAAAAUCUUGGAGACGACUCUUCCAGAAUAUGAUUAUGAACCUUUAAUGAAAGCUCAAAAACAAAAUUUAUCACAAUUAGCACCCAUGGAGGAUGAGUCAGCGAGCAGUGAAAGCUUUCUCAGCAAACAAUCAAAAUUUGAGUCAAAACAAAAAACAACAACUACCUCUCAAAAGAAACCACUGCUACACGGAGCUGGACUAAAGGACGAUCAUGAAGAGGCAGAUCGAUAUCAAAAGUUUUUGCAGAGACAACCUAUACUGAGUAAUGAGAUGAAACUUCAAAUUGCUAUUGACAUUGCUGAAGGCAUGCAUCAUCUUCAUUCGAGGCCAAAACCCAUCAUUCACCGAGAUUUAAAAUCGCACAAUGUUUUACUCGACAAAAAUUUAACAUCAAAAAUUUCAGAUUUUGGAUUUUCAACCAUGAGAAAUCGAAAUUCAGGCGUUUCUGGAAUGAAAGGAACUUCUGGAUGGAUGGCCCCUGAAAUGUUUUCAUCGGCUGCCUCGUCAGGUGAAAAAGCCGAUGUCUACAGUUUUGGAAUGGUCAUUUACGAAUUGGUCACCCAUUUAAUUCCAUUUCACGAUGUUUCUAACCCCUUUGCUGUGGCCUCCCAAGUCAUUAGUGGAAUGAGACCCAAGAUUGACAAGCAAGACGAGUUGGCAAAAUCUUCCCCCAUUCUCGAAUGUUUCAUCAAACUUGUUUCCAUUUGUUGCCUUCAGGAUCCUGACGAACGACCCACUUUUGCUGACAUUCUCAACGAUUUACGAAGCAUUCCACUUAAUAAUUCUUUAAAAUUGACGGUCGAUGUGAACGGAAGCGGAGAUUAUGACUCCAUUCAAAAAGCCAUUAAUGCUAUUCCUCCUGAUAUUACAACUCUCAAACCAAAGCGCCCAAUUCCAUCCUCUCAAAACUCUCUUACAAAAACGUAUUCUGCUGCAAACAUGACAAGUUUCUCAUUAGGGGGUAACACUUCCUCUCUCAAAAAGACAACAAGUUUCUGGCAUAAUAGCACCGCGAAUAAGAAUUUAGAGGGAGAAGAUAAUAAUAAUUCAUCGCCUCCUUCAAGCGAUGACGAUGGACGAAACACAAGUGGUGGCGGUGUCAUUUUGGGAACGAAUAAUCCUGUGCAUUCGGAUGACUUUUCAGAGCAACGUCUCUUGAUGCAAAAAUUUAACUUACCAUUCACCAUUCGACCUUCAGAUGGCAGGAAAAUUAUUAAACCUACAAGACCGCUGACAACACCAAUCAUUAAGAUUAAGCCAGGAAUUUAUCGAGAACAAGUCAUUAUUGACAGAAGUGUUGUGUUAAAAGGAAUGUCUGAAGGAAAGUCACAUGUCAUUCUGUACAAACCAAAGGAAGUGACUGAAGUGAUCAUUUUCGAUAAUGUGAGAUAUUCGAAAAUUAGAAAUAUCAUUGUUUACAACUCGGAAUACAAACCUCAACAGCCUGGGGCACAUACAAGAGUUUCUUCAAAACAUCCGCUUGGAGUGGUCGUGUUGCGAGGAUCCAAGUGUGACUGCACCAUUGAACAAUGCACAUUUAAGGGAGUGACAUUGGAGAUUUGUGAUAAGGCAGAUCCAACCAUUACUGGCAACACAAUUCGUGACUCACUUCAAUCAGGAAUUCACAUUCAUUCGGAUUCUCAUGGAACCAUCUCUGAGAAUGACAUUUUUGGAAAUUUGGAGGCAAAUAUCUUGAUCGAGAGAGGAGGAAAUCCAGUCAUUGAAAAUAAUCAAAUUCAUGACGGUCAUCAAGAAGGCAUUCGAAUUAUAGAGGGUGGAUUGGGAAAUAUUGUAAAUAACAACAUUUAUAGCAAUAUGGGGUCGAAUGUUUACAUUGGUACAGGAGCUGAUCCUCUCAUUGUCUUGAAUAAGAUUCUCUCCAGUGAACAGAGAGGUAUUGAAAUUGCAGCUCUCGCCAAAGGAAAAUGUAGAAAGAAUCAGUUGAGUGGCAACAAGAAGGAUCCUCAAAUAUUAAUUUCUGAAACUGCCAAAACCAUCUUGAAAGACAAUGAAAUCAAAACAACAACCACCUCUGGAACUUCAUCCAUUUCCAUGAAGAGCACUCCUACCAAAUCGCUCACACUCUCUGGAUCUCCCUCAACAACUUCGUCACCCAUGCGAAUGGCACAACCACCACUUCAACAAGGUCAAAGAUUAUCAUCGUCACUGCCUGUGUCGUCGUCAUCAUCAUCCAUGCAUGCCUCUCGAAUGGGAUCCUCUGCAUUGAAUAUUCAAUCGAGUAAGCCUGCCAACCUUCAAAUGCAGCAACAAACACAACCCAAUAAGAACAACUCAAUGACCGCAACAUCAAAAGCAGUGACAACAACAAACAAAAGUGGUUCAGGGAAUAAUUUGAGUAAGAUGUCAUCAUCCACACCGCCACAAGUGACUUCAUUGAAUCUUAGCUUGCUCAGCGCAGGAGGAAAUUCAGCAAUGUCUAACUCGGGAGGAACUCCCCAACAACGAACGUCACCUCUUUCUGUACAGUCCUCGGUGAAUAGAAGUGCAUUCGUAAAAUCCAACCUUAAUAAUAAAUGA
This is a messenger RNA of Naegleria fowleri, 2898 nucleotides long. RefSeq lists its product as uncharacterized. Gene Ontology annotation, molecular function: protein kinase activity; ATP binding. The record is from RefSeq and is a predicted model, not a curated record. NCBI's taxonomy places the organism in Eukaryota, Heterolobosea, Eutetramitea, Acrasida, Naegleriidae. The transcript is spliced from 4 exons. Gene Ontology annotation, biological process: protein phosphorylation. Bases 1 to 2898 code for a protein of 965 amino acids.